AUGAGGUGGCUUUUGUCUUCGAUACCUAGAUCAAACAUGACCAAGUUUAUCUCGUUCUCCCCCAUCUUCACCCUAUGCCAGGGGUUGUACAGCCGACCUCCCGAGUUCUUUGCCGACUGGGCAGCUACAUUCAGGAUUGGCAUGUUGCGAUUCACCUCAACCAACUUCCACUCGUUUGUAGACCUAUCCAAGACUUCGAGAAAGGGCUCUUCAUAGAACGUGAGAGUGAGGAAACCGUCAUCGGUGUGGCCGUCCAUUAGAGGUGUCCCGGCACGUGCCUUUGAGAUGCCCAAUGUUAGAUGACUUUGGCCGGGUCUGGUGGCGUCCUGCAAACUGGCCGGGAAUCGUUCAUCCAUCGAGCUUGCCAAAGUCAUGCCAAUCUCGCGGAGUAUCUUGUCGAUGAACGAAGAGACAUUUUUGACCUUGUCUGCCACCAGCUGAAGUGCCUCGGGAAGUUGAGACCGGUCCCCUGCCAUUUGCUCCUUGCGACCAAGGUGAAUCUUUUCGACACCAAUGGGGGAAGUGUAAAAUCUAAGAAAAGAGCCUGGAUUAGCGAUGAGUAGAAAAGAAGAAUUUCGACCUGUACCUACCCGUUGUAUCGAAUGCCCGUGUGAUAUUUGGACUUCUCCUCCUGCGGCUGUUCAAAAAAGGCUCGCUGAUGCUGUAUCACGGUUUGCAGGUCUUUCAGGAAUUGCUUUGCCGUGGAUCCCUGGAGGUCCAAGAACAGCAUUCCCUGGUCAGACAAGGCCUGGGCUAGCUUCCUCACCUCGGCGUUGUCGUUGCUCCUGAGCUGCUCGUAUCUAACAACCUCAAGCUCGAGGGUCUUGGUUGAGGAAGUGGGUGUAUCAAUGGC
Molecule: messenger RNA, 853 nt
Organism: Podospora pseudocomata
Lineage: Eukaryota; Fungi; Ascomycota; Sordariomycetes; Sordariales; Podosporaceae
Exons: 2
Coding region: 1-216 (71 amino acids)
Source: RefSeq, a predicted model, not a curated record